Messenger RNA from Cuculus canorus (common cuckoo), 963 nucleotides. RefSeq names its product basic proline-rich protein-like. The record is from RefSeq and is a predicted model, not a curated record. Lineage: Eukaryota; Metazoa; Chordata; Aves; Cuculiformes; Cuculidae. The transcript has a single exon. Bases 1 to 963 code for a protein of 320 amino acids.
AUGCCGCGGGUGGUGUCAGCCCGGUUUGAGAGUCCAAAAUUGGAUCUCGGUUCCCAGCUCGCCAGCCGGGAGCGGGAUCGGUGCCGACUCACGGGCUCUCCCGGUACCGGUGGCACCUGCAGCCGGGCUGAGUCACCGCGCCCGGAGCCUCCUGCCAGCUCAGCGCCUUCCGGUACCGGCACCGCAGCCCCGGUCCCCGCAGGGUCCUACGGGAUCAGCACCUCCCGGUACCGGUACCUGCAGGAUCCUACCGGAUUUGCACCUCCCGGUACCGGCAUCUCGGUCCCCGCAGGGUCCUACGGGAUCAGCAUCUCCCGCACUGGUACCAAACCCUGUGGGAUCCUACCGGAUCGGCACCUCCCGGUACCGGCAGCCCCGGUCCCCGCGGGGUCCUACCGGAUGGGUACCCCCCGGCAUCAGCCGAAGCAGAUCGGCAUCUCCCGGUACCGGUACCAGCAUUUCGGUCCCCGCAGGAUCCUACUGGAUCAGCGUCUCCCGGUACCGGCAGCCCCGGUCCCUGCGGGAUCCUACCGGCUCGGCAUCUCCCGGUACCGGUACCGGCAGCCCCGGUCCCCGCAGGGCCCUACCGGAUCGGCAUCUCCCGGUACCGGCCGCCCCGGUGCCGACUCACGCCCGAUGGAGCCCGCGGAGCCUCCUUACCGGGUCGGACCCUGCAGGCGCUCCCGGCCGUGCCGGCGGUGCGCGGCCCCUUUAAGGCGGCGCAGCCCCAGCGCCGCAGUCCCCGCGCGGCCCCGCCCGCGCAGCCAAUCAGAGCGCGCGCCGCUGCCGCCGGGGGCGGGGCCUAAGAGAGCCACGCCCCUUUCGCAAAGGGAGGGGGAGUGGGGUCCCAACCCCGCGGGACCGGGAGGGAGCUCCCCCCGCCCCCCCCGGAGGGGAUUGGGCCCCAAAAGAAAGGGCGAGUCUCGCACCGGGGGCUCAGGGGACCCAAAAAGGACCCCCUGA